Messenger RNA from Sesamum indicum (sesame), 2552 nucleotides. RefSeq names its product vacuolar-sorting receptor 3. Gene Ontology annotation, molecular function: calcium ion binding. NCBI's taxonomy places the organism in Eukaryota, Viridiplantae, Streptophyta, Magnoliopsida, Lamiales, Pedaliaceae. The record is from RefSeq and is a predicted model, not a curated record.
CACGUUGACGACUUUCAUUUCUAUUUCCCACUGUUCUCAAGACAGAGAGAAAAAGAAGAGCAUUCCCGUUAUUGUAAAUUUAACUCCCUUCUCUCUUCACCAACUCAUCAAGAUUUUCCAUCCUUUUCAAGCCUCGAUCCACCCAAAAAUUCACGGACUCGCACACUUACUGCGCGUUUGAGUUGAUAUUUGCCAGAGUACCAGGAAAACAAAGGAGAAACCCCCUUUAAAUUUCUAGAAGCUAGCAAAUCUCGGAUUUUUACUUGCUGCUUCUGGAAGUAGAAGGAAAUGGGGUGCUCUAUAAGGUUAAAAUUUGCGAAUUUGUUGGGGUUUUGGGUGCUGAUUUUCACACAAGCGGUUGUGGGUCGGUUCGUGGUGGAGAAGAACAGCUUGAGGGUGACGUCACCAGAGAGCAUUAAGGGGACUCACGACAGCGCCAUUGGCAACUUUGGGAUUCCACAGUAUGGGGGAAGUAUGGCUGGAAUCGUGGUGUAUCCCAAGGAUAAUAGGAAAGGGUGCAAAAAUUUUGAUGAUUUUGGGAUUUCUUUCAAGGCUAAAGCUGGGGCUAUGCCGAACUUUGUGCUUGUUGAUCGUGGAGAUUGCUUUUUUGCUUUAAAGGUGUGGAAUGCCCAAAAUGCCGGUGCUGCUGCAGUUCUAGUGGCUGACGACCUUGAUGAACCAUUAAUCACAAUGGACUCACCUGAAGAGGAUGCAGCGUCUGCCAAAUAUAUUGUGAACAUAACAAUACCAUCUGCAUUGGUUGAUAAAAAUUUCGGUGAAAAAUUAAAGCAAGCAAUCAGUGGAGGGGAUAUGGUGAAUGUGAAUCUUGACUGGAGAGAAGCUGUUCCUCACCCAGAUGAUCGAGUUGAAUAUGAACUGUGGAGUAACAGCAAUGAUGAGUGUGGGGUUAAGUGUGACAUGCUGAUGGAGUUUGUGAAGGAUUUUAAGGGUGCAGCCCAGGUUCUUGAAAAGGGUGGUUAUACUCAAUUUACCCCUCAUUAUAUUACUUGGUAUUGCCCUCAGGCAUUCACCAUAAGCAAACAAUGCAAAUCUCAAUGCAUCAACCAUGGAAGAUAUUGUGCUCCAGACCCUGAACAAGAUUUCAGCACUGGUUAUGAAGGAAAGGAUGUGGUUCUUGAGAACUUGAGACAACUAUGUGUGUUCAGAGUGGCCAAUGAGACCAAAAAACCAUGGAUCUGGUGGGACUAUGUCACUGAUUUCCAAAUCAGAUGCCCCAUGAAGGAGAAGAAAUACAACAAGGAAUGUGCUGAAGGUGUCAUCAGAUCUUUAGGGCUUGAUCUGAAAAAAAUUGAAAAAUGCAUGGGUGACCCUGAUGCUGAUUCGGACAAUCCUGUUCUGAAGGAAGAGCAGGAUGCUCAAAUUGGAAAAGGAUCACGUGGUGAUGUGACGAUACUUCCUACCCUAGUCGUGAAUAACCGACAAUAUCGAGGGAAAUUGGAAAAAGGUGCUGUUUUGAAGGCAUUAUGUGCUGGUUUUGAGGAAACCACCGAGCCAUCUGUUUGCUUAACUGGUGAUGUAGAAACCAAUGAGUGCUUGGAGAACAAUGGUGGCUGUUGGCAAGACACAACCGCUAAUAUUACAGCUUGCAAGGACACAUUUAGAGGAAGAGUGUGUGAAUGCCCUGUAGUCAACGGUGUGCAGUUUAAGGGAGAUGGCUAUAGCUCUUGUGUUGCAAGUGGACCUGGGCGAUGCAAAAUCAGUCAUGGAGGCUGUUGGCACGAAAACAGAAAUGGAAUCACUUUCUCUGCUUGCGUGGAUAAUGAAGAGGGAAAGUGUACAUGCCCCCCAGGCUUUAGAGGUGAUGGUGUCAAGAGUUGUGUAGAUAUCGAUGAAUGCAAGGAGAAGAAAGCCUGCCAAUGCCCUGAAUGCAGCUGCAAGAAUACAUGGGGCAGUUAUGAGUGCGCUUGUAGCGGGGACUUGUUGUAUAUCAGGGAGCACGACACCUGCAUAAGUAAAACAACAGCCGAGGUCAAGUCUGCGUGGACUGCAGUUUGGAUUAUUUUGAUUGGAUUAGCUAUGGCUGCUGGCGGAGCGUAUCUUGUGUACAAAUAUCGGUUGAGGUCGUACAUGGACUCAGAGAUACGGGCUAUAAUGGCACAAUACAUGCCUCUAGACAGCCAAAACGAAGUCCCAAAUCAUGUACAUGAAGAUCGUGCCUGAAAAUGAUGCUCAACCGUCACUCCUCCUCAUGUUGGGGCUUGAGCAACUGACCAUCUGUUCCCAACCAAGGUUUUCAAAGGUGGAAUCAUAUAUAUUUGUAAAGUUUGUCGGAUAAUAAGUAAAACAAGAAUCGUCCUGGUUUUUUUCUUUCAUACGGAGCAUAUGUCCAAAUCAGGAUUGUGUUGGGGCACACAGGAAAAAUGAUAGGUCAAUCUAUUUAGAUUCUAGGUUGUGCCCUUUUAGAUUAAUUACAAGUGUAUGAAUCAUGCUCGUCUCUUGCAUAGAUGUAUCCUUGGUCGUGACUGCAUGUUUCUUGAGAGUCAACUUUAUUGUUUACGCCAAAAUGCUGUAUUAAUUAAUAUUGUUGCUCU